This is a messenger RNA of Helobdella robusta, 1266 nucleotides long. RefSeq lists its product as hypothetical. NCBI's taxonomy places the organism in Eukaryota, Metazoa, Annelida, Clitellata, Rhynchobdellida, Glossiphoniidae. Gene Ontology annotation, molecular function: phosphatidate phosphatase activity. The transcript has 8 exons. The record is from RefSeq and is a predicted model, not a curated record. Bases 340 to 1266 code for a protein of 308 amino acids. Gene Ontology annotation, biological process: signal transduction; phospholipid dephosphorylation; phospholipid metabolic process.
AUAUUAAGUUAUCGUCUUUACAGCUAAUUAACUGCAUAAGGCAGGAAACAAUGUUUGCCGAUAUGUUUUAAUUGUAAUCAUAUAUAUAAAAUAUAUAUUAUAUAUAUAUAUAUAAAUUAUCAUUUAUAUAUAUUAUCAAAUAAACUAUCACUUUAACAUUGUUUUUCCAUAAUUUCUUGCUUGAUGUUCCUAACAAUUCAUGAAUGUGUUCACUGAAUUUAAAAAUUAGUGAGGUGUGCAAGUGUACACCUGCUUGAUCUGAUUUGAGGGAGCUGAUGCUCGCAACUCGGAGAUCAUUUUUUUAUUUUGUGUUUGUUUAAAAAAUUAAAUUAAACAAAUAUGGCUGCUAAAUUGUUGAAGAAAUAUUUUCUUAAAGUGACUCUUGAUGUCUUGGCUUGCACACUUGCAUUCUCUCCAUGCCUAGCGUUGUAUGCACUGAACAAACCAUUCAGAAGAGGGUUCUUCUGCAACGACGAGUCACUGAAGCAUCCAUACAAGGACAGCACAGUUGACGGGACCAUGAUGAUCGUCCUGGCAAUCAGUCUAGGGUUUGUUAUGAUUUUUCUCUGCGAGUUAUUAAUAUAUUACCACAAAAAAGAGAAGCAAGAACUCCGACAGCACAUCCCUGCUAACCAGCACCUCCCAUAUUUUCUGAUGUGCGUGUACCGUUAUUUCGGCAUGUAUAUGUUUGGCAUCAUCAUUCAAAUGACUGUCACGGUCAUUGGCAAGUACUCCAUUGGAAGACUCCGACCUCACUUCCUCUCCCUAUGCAAUCCAGAUUACUCCCAACUGAACUGCACAGUACCAGGACUGAUCAGCGACAUCUACGUUUAUGUUGAGAGUUACACGUGCGUCGAUGAAAAAAGCAGGAAUGCCGUUGAUUCCAGGCUCUCCUUCCCAUCAGGUCACUCAUCAUUCUCGACCUUCGUAGCCGUCUAUCUGGCUAUUUACUUGCAGGCUCGAUUCACAUGGCGGGGUGCAGCCCUCCUGAAGCACUUGUGCCAGGCUGCCCUCAUCUACGGGGCCUACUAUGUCUGCCUGUCGAGGGUCAGUGACAACAAACACCAUCCUACCGAUGUCCUCGCUGGGGCAUUCAUUGGAUGCUUCAUUGCUGCUCUGCUACAGCAACACAUUUUUGUUACUCAACAGCAGAUGAAAACAUUCCACCGCCCAUUCCGUACGAGCAGCAACAACAAACUCGUCCGAGAUGACGUCAGCAUCGAAGAAGCUCAACUGCUUUCCAUCAACAACAGUGAAGUAUCAUAA